Messenger RNA from Paramecium octaurelia, 1188 nucleotides. The record is from the annotation of a GenBank genome assembly. NCBI's taxonomy places the organism in Eukaryota, Ciliophora, Oligohymenophorea, Peniculida, Parameciidae.
AUGCAUGUCUAUGAGAUGAAUAGUUUAAGUAAAUAAUUCACAAAAACUAAAGAUAUAAUUGUUAAUCAAGGUAGAGAUGCUAAUGUAUUCUUUCCAUAAUAAUAUAUUAAAUCAAAAUAAUUAUUAUUGAAUAAGCAUGGUGAAUAUGUCAAUGUUAUAAGAAUGACACAAAAUGGACAAUUUAAACUUGAGUAAUCUAUUUAAUUUAAAACAAACAGUAUAUUUGGGUCAUUAAGUGAUGAUGGAGACUAUUUGAUAACUUGGGAUCAAACAUCAAAAGAAAUAUAAAUUAGGAAAUACACAGAACAAUUAUAAUUUAUAAAUACAAAUUAUAUUUUAUUAUUUAUUAAUAUUUCUUCAAAUUUAAUCAAACAUUCUAAAAAUUUUUGUUUCAGUUUAUAUAAAGAGUAUCCUAAAUCAUCUUUCCCAAAUGAAACGAAUUUGUAUCAGAAAUUACUCAAUACAAAACAAAUAAUAAUCAUUAUUAAAAAUGCUUUUAAGUUAGUUAUCAAAUUAUGCUACAUUUACAAGUUAAAUCAAAAUAACAAACAAAAUUAAUAUUAAAAAAAUCCAUAAAAACUAUUGCCCUUAAAAAUACAUAUUUUAUUCGAUUUUCAAUAUAAAAUAAUUACCAGAGCCUUCUAUUCUUAGCACCUUUUAUGCUCUCGAAAAGAAUACAAUAAUAUUAAAUUCAAGUUCUAAUUCAAUUUGAUUUAAUAUUCAUUAGCUUCAAUAUUAAUUCUUCUUUCCUUCAUUAUUUUUGUGCUAUUAAGAAAAAUAAUUAUUAUUCCACUUUUUAGUAUGAAAUAAUAAUUUAUUAUGAAAUGGUAAACAUUAUAUAUAAAUAUUUAAUACUAUCUCCUUUGUUUUAAAUUAAAAAUAUUUAAUUAAUAGAAUCUUUUUUCAAUUUAAAUUAUAGUGAAAAUCACUGUUCAAAUAAAUCUAAAAGAGAAUAAUAAAAUGAUCAUUGAAUGUUAUAAAAGACAGAAAUUUAGGACUAAUCAUCAAUUCUAAAUAAUUAUAUAUAAAUUUCUAUAUUUGACUAAUAUUUCAAUUUUUCCUCUUUAUCAGACCAUAUUUCUAAGACUUAGAGCUCCUAAAAGUGGAUUCUUAAUCUAAUCAAUCAGAAAAUAUGAUUGUUUUCAUCCCUUACAUUUGGUGAUUUACACUACUAAACAACUUAUUUGA